AUGGUGGAGAUUGACUCCGACGCGGGCCAGUCCAAUGGACGGGUCGACAUGUCAAGCCACGAUCUUAGCAUGGCUCGCCGCGAUAACAGCCCCCCGACGCCCUUAUGGUUGUUUGAGGUGUUCCUGCACGUUGAUGACCGCUAUGGGCGAAUCGCCGCCGGCAGUCCCCGCUCCGGGAUCGGCAUCCUUGGGCUCAGACUGCUAGAGCACUACAUCAACCUCAUUCCGACCAUGCGACACGGCGUUGCGGUCCCGAUGUUUGACCAUUCGGCCGGCAACCCCAGGUACCUCGGGUGGCGGCAGAAAGUGGCGACGUGGCCGCUUUCCAAGCAAGAGGCGAUGAGCAAUCGAGUCUUUGUUGUACAAUUGGAGGCGCCGAUUGAGGGUUGUUCGGAGCCACUGGAGGUGCCACGGCCACCUGAUGACUCGUCUCCAGGGGCGUCUAAAAAGAGCGGGUGUGCGUUGGGAGAGAAAGGUCGGAAAGGUCCCUCCUGCAUGCUUGCAACAGGCAGGAGCCGCAGCCGUCAUCCUUUUGCCGCUGCAUGCAUCGAGCCGGGGGCUGCUGGGAUGGCAAACCUUUGUGGGAGACACCAGCUGAUCACCUAA
Molecule: messenger RNA, 606 nt
Organism: Colletotrichum higginsianum IMI 349063
Lineage: Eukaryota; Fungi; Ascomycota; Sordariomycetes; Glomerellales; Glomerellaceae
Exons: 2
Coding region: 1-606 (201 amino acids)
Source: RefSeq, a predicted model, not a curated record